AUAAGUUCUCAAAACUUACUGCAGAACAUGGCCUUAAAAGAAAAAUAAAUAAUUCCGAGUGUUUAUAAUUACCACCUUAAUAAAAUCGUAUCAGCCGUAUUCUUGUUCAAACUAACUUCUGCCCGGUACCAGUGCGGCUCCAGAUUCGUGCAAAGGAAGGACAAAUUCAUGAACAUCGAGUUAUGACCAUAGCACAAUGGGGUGGCGCGUAGCUCUUUGCAUGCUGGCAGCAGUCCAGCUCAGCUCCCAGUACCUAUUGCCCGGUGACGUCAUACCUUCGCACUACGACGUGCGUCUCGCGUACGACGUGGAUCCCAAGUCAAACUUUAGCUUCUUCGGUGUUGUUGAUAUUCAGUUAAUAGCAAAGAGGAGCACGCAGGAAAUUAUCCUUCACGCUCAAGAAUUCCUAGUGGACGACGAGAAGGUAUCCAUUGUAGGUCUAAAGGAUGCACCGAAAGUGACGGACGUCAAACUUAACGACACGUUUAAUUUCUUGACGAUAACACUCGACCGGGACUUGGAUGAAAAUGAAAAUUACACGCUUACGAUACCGUUUUACGGUAACUUGGUCAAAGGCUUGGACGGAGCGUACAUCAGCUCGUACACAAAUCUGAAAAACCGUCGGAUCGAGUACUUGGUGUCGACCCAAUUCGAGGCUACAUCAGCUCGGAAAGGCUUCCCGUGUUUCGACGAGCCCAUCUACAAGGCGACGUUCGCUAUCAACAUCGCCCACCACAAGGACUACUCCGCUGUAUCGAACAUGCCGUUACUCACUUCCUCCAAUAACAAUGCUAUGGAAGCUUAUUGGCCAUGGGAGAAAAUCGGGCAGAAAUUUAUGAAAGAGCAAUCGAGCUUCGUUUGGGAUCAGUUCGAUAAGUCGGUACCGAUGUCAACUUACCUGGUCGCUUACGUAGUGUCCAAGUUCACCUACGUGGAGAGUCCGCCGGACCUCUCCCGCACCAAAUUCAGGAUAUGGGCUAGGAACGAUGCUAUUGAUCAGACGUCCUACGCUGCAAAAAUCGGUCCGCAAGUCCUGUCUUACUUCGAGAAGUGGUUCAACGUUUCCUUCCCCCUCCCGAAACAGGACAUGUUUGCUAUCCCAGACUUCGCGGCUGGAGCCAUGGAGAACUGGGGACUCAUCACCUACAGGGAAACAGCUCUGUUGUAUGAUAAGGACGCGUCAUCCUUCGUGAACAAGGAGAGGAUUGCUGAGGUGGUGGCGCACGAGCUGGCGCACCAGUGGUUCGGCAACCUGGUGACCAUGAAGUGGUGGUCGGACCUGUGGCUCAACGAGGGCUUCGCGACGUACGUGGCGUCGGUGGGCGUGAACGCCGUGGAGCCCACGUGGCACGCCGACCGCCUGUACGCCGUCGACAACACGCUGGCCGUGCUGGCGCUCGACGCGCUGCAGUCCUCGCACCCGGUGUCCGUCCCCAUCGACGAUCCGAAGCGUAUCUCCGAGAUCUUCGACACCAUCUCGUACCGUAAGGGUUCCACGGUCAUCCGAAUGAUGUUCAUGUUCCUCGGCGAAGAAGUGUUCAGACAGGCACUGCACAACUACCUGACGAAGUACUCGUACUCCAACGCGGAGCAAGACGACCUCUGGUCGGAGCUGACGGCCGUCAACCGACAGUACGGCGGACUGAGCAGGAACGUGACCGUCAAACAGGUCAUGGACACCUGGACCAAGCAGACCGGCUACCCGCUGCUGACCGUCACCAGGGACUACAGCGACCAGUCGGUGACCAUCACUCAGCGGCGCUACACGGCGCUGGGCGGCGGCGGCGCGGGCGCGUGGUGGGUGCCGCUGAGCGUGCUGUGUGCGCGGGACGCCGCGCCCCCGCCCGUGCAGUGGCUGGCGCGGGAGGAGGGGGUGGCCGCCGAGCACCGGUUCGAGCACGGCGCCGGGCCCGGCGACUGGCUGCUCUUCAACUAUAACAUGAUCGCCCCGUACCGCGUGAACUACGACGAGCGCAACUGGAAGCUGCUGUCGGCCACGCUGACGAGCGGCGACCUGGACAGCAUCCCCGUGGAGGGUCGGGUGCAGCUGCUGACGGACGCCUUCGCGCUCGCCUGGAACAACGAGCUGGACUACGGCACCACCAUGCAACUGGCGAGCUACCUGCGGCGCGAGGCGGACUUCCUGCCGCUGAGCACGGGCCUGAGCGCGCUCGCCAAGAUCGAGAACGUGCUCAAGCGCUCCCCCGAGUACGGCGCCUUCCAGAAGUUCGUGCGCCGCCUGCUCGCCGACACGUACCGGCGCGUGGGGGGGCUCGCCGUCAAGAAGAUCCUCAACGGGGACGACUUGACCAGCGUCAAGAUGCAGACGACGACGAGUGCGUGGGCGUGCAGCGUGAAGGUGCCGGGCUGCGAGGAGAACGCCAUCGAGAUGUUCCAGCAGUGGAUGGACACCGACAACCCCGACGAGAACAACCCCAUCCCGGCGGACCUGCGGCGCACGGUGUACUGCGUGGCGCUGCGGCGCGGCGGCGUGCGCGAGUGGCGCUGGGCGCUGGCGCGGCGCGGCGCCGCCAACGUGGCCGCGGCCGCCGACGCGCUGCUGGCGGCGCUGGCGUGCUCGCGCGACGUGUGGCUGCUGGCGCAGUACCUGGCGUGGGCCGUGGACGGGGCGGCGCAGGUGCGGCGCCAGGACGCCGGCGCCGCGCUGGCCGCCGUGGCGCGCUCCGAGGUCGGCUACUACGUGGCGCGCGACUUCGUCUACGCCCGCAUCCGCGACGUCCACGCCGCUUUCCGCGGUCAAGAACGUCGGAUUGGUGGUAUUAUAAAAACGUUGCUCGGACAGUUCACCACUCAGAAGGAACUCGAUGAAUUCUUAGCGUGGAAAGAGAAGAAUGAGAAGUACCUCUCCGGAUCGAAGCUGGCCAUCUCGCAGGGCAUCGAGAUCGCGCGGGUCAACAUCGACUGGCUCCGGAAGAACAAGGACUUGGUCGUCGAAAAGCUGAGGGAGUACUCCGCGUAAGAUUUCAGUCAUCAAUAUAGGGGGUACGAGUAGUGUGGAGUAGUUUUGUGGAUAACUACUAAAGUACACUUCUAGUUUGUAGGUGAUGAUUUCGAAAUUAGAAAGAUUUUUUGAAGAGAAUUAUCUAGCAAUUAUUAAUUGAACUCGGCCGUAGAACUGCUUACACGCUAAACCUUAAUGUAAUAAUAAACGUACUUAACUAAAGAUAUUUUGUAUGGACGAUAGAAAUGUAUAAUUAUUGUAAUUUAAAUCGUUACUUAGUUUAUUUAUAUGACAGUUGUAAUGACAGUAUGAAAAGACGUUAUUUUUUUUAAUAUUUUGUUCGUGUGAAAAAUCUUUAUUUCGUUGUAUGUCCGAAUUUAUGUAAUGUUUGAUGUACUGUAUUGUCUUAUAAGUAAAUAAUAAGCUUUGUUAGGCUUUAUAUGAAUAGUGCUUUUGUGUUAAUUAUUUAGUUUGGCAAUUAUAGAUUGUGUUAAUAAUAACAGUGUUACCAGGUGCAAAUCAUUAUAAUAUAUUUUUAUGGUAGUAUAUCCCUCAGGACAUAAUAUUUUUUUAAGAAAAAUUGGAUAAAGACUUGUCUAAAUCUACGUUAGAAUUUUUUAGUAUGUGUAAUGUGUUGAGAGAUAGGAGUCAAGUGGUUCCGUAAUGUUGCAAGUUUUGAAAAAUAUUUUUUUUUUUGUUAAUUUUUAUUUUCUUAGUUCCCCAACGUCGGCCAUUACUUCUUGGAAGGGAAGACCCAUGUUCUUGUACUCGGUUUACGCGAUACAUAACAUUACGCGAACAAAGUUGAAAAAACAAAGGGAAUCUGUUUGAAAAUACUGUGUAUGUAUGACGUCAUAGUGUUGGUUGAAAACAUUACUAAGAAUAUUUGUUUUUUAUAUUUAUAUUAUAGAUAAUUACAGACAGUUUUUUCUUAUUAAUUUAUUAUAUUACGAAAAAUCAUACCGUCCAUAGAUUUUAAUCUCAGACCAUAGAGUUACGAAUAUAUAGAAAUAGCAAAUUAGUGUCACAAAAGAUUUAUAUUUUGUAUGUUAUUAAGUGCCUUAACUGUAUACUUAUCGAAGUUCCAAACAUUACAUAAUCAGUUUUCUAGAAUGUUUGAAGUAAUUUAACAGAAAAAAAUGUUUUGCUAUCAGUUUUAUGUAGCGCUAUAUUAAUAGUGUGAAUAUAUUAGGACGUACAAAAAAAUAAUCAAGAAUUACAUCACUUCACCCUUGAGACAAAGUCCAAGAUGUUCUCACCAAUAUGGUAAAGUCUUGACCAUGCGUGAGGCGACCCAGGUCUCUUGACUCAUAGGGGAGGGGAUAUCAUCAGAACCCUGACCCGACCGCUUGUUAUUAAGACGGAGCUGGUAAAUUCGCGUACUGAUAGCAGAAUAAUUUUAAAAACUCACUUAUAAAGCUUGACACACAAAAGCUCUAUUAUUGAAUGCAGUUCUGAUCGAAAUUAUGUUUGUAAGUCUACAGUUAAUAUUACAUGCUGUUUUAUAUAAGAACGUUAUGAGUCGUUGAUAUUUGUAUAGAUAACUUUCCAGUGACAGACUCGGCGGCAGAUUUUCACUAUAAUUGUUUGUGUAUUUUUUUUAACCUUUUACGGCAGUAUUUUAAAGCACUCGUUGAUGUCACAAAUAAAGAUAAUUAUAUUUUUA
Molecule: messenger RNA, 4628 nt
Organism: Vanessa atalanta (red admiral)
Lineage: Eukaryota; Metazoa; Arthropoda; Insecta; Lepidoptera; Nymphalidae
Product: aminopeptidase N-like
Exons: 17
Coding region: 197-2980 (927 amino acids)
Biological process (GO): peptide catabolic process; proteolysis
Cellular component (GO): cytoplasm
Molecular function (GO): peptide binding; zinc ion binding; metalloaminopeptidase activity
Source: RefSeq, a predicted model, not a curated record